AUGACUGAGCUAAGGAUCAAACCACCGAUCAUUAGAUCACCUGUAUCCCUAGACGGACAAAAAGCGUCCUUGGUCCCAUUGUCAAGCGUUUCGCGCCAAGUGAAGUGCCUGCCAAAAUCGGCGCACGCGGCAGAGCGCGGGAAACGGCCGACCGGCGUCCGCGCAGAACCACAGCCCGCCUCACCUGACUCUGUUGAUAUGGCCGCUGGCGGACGCACACCUAAGCAGAGGAAAUCAGAUAUGUCUUCAGGAAUGGCAGCGUUGAGGAACGUGUCCAAUACGCCGAGAAGACGCCGCGGAAGCUGCAAAUGUUUGUUUGGUGCACCUGAUAGGGAUGAGACUACUCGACUGAUGGCGGAGCAGUACGCGCGGGACCGGAAUUGGUUUAUAAGGAGGUUCAACUUUGAUAUAGAGACGGAGCGUCCUUAUAAGGUUGCGAGAUUAGAAUCACCAGUGAAGUUUUGGGAUGAGGACAAGGAGAAUUCGAGGAGUCCAGUGAGGUCGGCUACAGAUGCUUUAGCGUGUGUUGGGAACACGGACCUGAAGAUGCUGGGUUCACCUUCGAGAAGGAGUAAUGGCAGCGCUGGUUCUUCGCCGCGGACUCCUAGGACACCCCGCACACCGCGAGCUGCGCGCACGCCACGCACCCCGCGCACCCCCGCUUCAAGAAGACAGCUGCAAAUGACAGCCGCACCUCCUCGAGUCCUCGAGUCAUCGAGUCGUGACUCAUUCGUAACGAGCAACAACGAUUUUGGGGCCCUCUUCGUUUCUCGGAGAAAGCUGCGUGUGCUGUGA
Molecule: messenger RNA, 795 nt
Organism: Chilo suppressalis (striped riceborer)
Lineage: Eukaryota; Metazoa; Arthropoda; Insecta; Lepidoptera; Crambidae
Source: the annotation of a GenBank genome assembly